CAACACAACUCUCAAAGAACGCCGAAACAAUAUAAAAUAUUUGCUACCGCACCACCCACAACAAAAAAGGCUCUGCUCUUGCUCUUGCUGGUGCUUAGCUUCGAUUUAACGGUUUGACGCCAUCCACAUGCACACUCCCAUUAUUGCAUUCGAAUUUUACCAACACAAAGCAUCAGAUUCGUGGCUAGCAAGUACAUACGGCGAAUAGCAUCCUGUAAAGCCAAAACUUUCUCAUAGGCGCAACGCAAACAAACACAAGAACAACUAUAGCAGAAAGGACACAACAACAGUUGGAGAGUGUCCAACCCAAUCCCGAUGGAGGCCGCAGACGUGCCGGGCGUGGGCUUCGAUUUCUACUGGCAGCCUCCGCCUCAGCUCAUCCUCGAGCCCCUCGACCUCGCCGUCGUCGUCGGCAGCAGCAUGUAUGUGCCGAACGAGGCGGAGUCGAUGCUGCUCGGUCUGAGCUCCUACUGUGAGGAGUCGGGCUCCAACUCCUGCUCGACGGCGGCGGUGGCCACGUCGCCGCCGGUGGGCGCGAGCGCGGCGACCAGGAACAUGGUCAUGGAGAGGGACCGGCGCAGGAAGCUCAACCAGAAGCUCUACGCGCUCCGUAGCGUUGUUCCCAACAUCACUAAGAUGGACAAGGCGUCCACCAUCAGGGACGCCAUCGCGUACAUCGAGCACCUGCAAGAGCAGGAGCGCCGGACACUUGCCGACAUAUCCGCCCUCCAGUCCUCCGCCGUCAAGACGGAGGACGCCACGGACAACGCCGAUAGCUUCCCGUGGAGGAAGAAGAUGAGGAGGGCGCCCGACGACGGCGCCGCUAGCUCCAAUUCCUCCUCGCCGCCAGUCCAGAUCCUAGAUGUGCAGGUGUCGGAGCCAGGGGAGAGGGUGGCGGUGGUGAGCGUGCGGUGCAGCAGGGGCCGGAACGCCGUCGCCAAAGUGUGCCGGGCGCUGGAGCCGCUCCGGCUCGGCGUCGUCUCGGCCAGCAUCGCCGCCGUCGGCGACACCGUCGUCCACACCAUGUUCGUACAGAUAACAAGAGUUUUGUCAUCUGCAGUCAGAAAUGGGUGGUGCUCAGCUGAAGCAGACGAUACAGGCUGCUCUCUCCCAGCUCGAUGUCACCACAAGCUCACUCAAGUCCUCUAGUUAUUGGGAAGACUGAUGCCAUGAAAGCUGGGCAUCUUAACCACCUGCCUGCCGUCAUUUUCGCUGCUUUAUUGAUGAGAAAGUACCAUGUACCAUUCCGCGCGAUGUGAUUAUAUGGCUUUUUUCAAUAUCACGACAUGUGUCGUACUUAUGUAGUAGAGCAUAAGAGGAACGUAUUUGAGCUAAUGCAUGUAAACAUGUAUCCAGAUUUUGGCAAUGUUGACGUUGGGUGUCUCUGGUACCAAAGAAUUUCUGCA
Phragmites australis (common reed) is the source of this 1406-nucleotide messenger RNA. RefSeq names its product transcription factor BHLH6-like. Gene Ontology annotation, molecular function: transcription cis-regulatory region binding; protein dimerization activity; DNA-binding transcription factor activity. The record is from RefSeq and is a predicted model, not a curated record. NCBI's taxonomy places the organism in Eukaryota, Viridiplantae, Streptophyta, Magnoliopsida, Poales, Poaceae. Gene Ontology annotation, biological process: regulation of DNA-templated transcription. Bases 316 to 1149 code for a protein of 277 amino acids. The transcript has 5 exons. Gene Ontology annotation, cellular component: nucleus.